Messenger RNA from Limulus polyphemus (Atlantic horseshoe crab), 3597 nucleotides. Its product is annotated as tribbles homolog 2-like. NCBI's taxonomy places the organism in Eukaryota, Metazoa, Arthropoda, Merostomata, Xiphosura, Limulidae. Gene Ontology annotation, cellular component: nucleus. The coding region runs from base 519 to 1640 and encodes 373 amino acids. Gene Ontology annotation, molecular function: mitogen-activated protein kinase kinase binding; ATP binding; protein kinase activity. The transcript has 5 exons. The record is from RefSeq and is a predicted model, not a curated record. Gene Ontology annotation, biological process: positive regulation of proteasomal ubiquitin-dependent protein catabolic process; regulation of MAP kinase activity; protein phosphorylation.
UGUCUGGUUUUGCCUCAUAACGCUAGGCUACUGUGUGCGUUGUUUCUGAAUGGGGUUGGCCUGACUUAGGGUAGAUCAUCCGUAAAUGUCGUUAGCCUCGUAUUUGAGUGAGUAAAUUUUUUAUAUUUUCAAGUUUGGCCUUCCCUGCUCAGAAACAAGUGAACGGUAAGAGUGUCAUUUCAACCUAAUCAUGAAUAACGCACUCGGAUACGUGGCGUAGGCUGCCAUAUGGAAUUCAGAUUAAGAACUGAUUGAGAAAAUAAGUAGCACAUACAAAAUCAGACGAAAUACGAAGUAUGAUAAUUUGAUUGCUCAUCACCACUUGUUAACUAGGCUAAUUUAAACACUAAUAAAACAAGUGAGGAAGCAAACACUACUUAUAUUUAUAAUUAUAUGCAAAUGUAAGUCUUUUAGACCAGUCAGCUAAAUAAUAAAAAAAUUUAACACAUGAUUGCAGAGAGCUAUGAAAAUAUAACUUUUUGUUUAAAUUCUUUUUAUUUAAAAUUAAAUUUUCCCUCAUGAAUGUUGCUCGACCACCACGCUUGAACUUGCAUCAUGCUAGACUUAAACAAGAACAGAGCUUUGAUAAGCCACAAGAUAAAGGGGGAAUUUACAGUGGAAGUCUAAGCCCAAACCUUCAACCUCCAACCCCACCAGCUCUUCUAAGCACACAAGAACCUUUUGCAGCUUGUGCUGUUGGUAACUACAUUCUUUUUGAACAAUCUGAUGGAACAACCUUGUAUCGCUGUGUAGAUGCAAAAACAGAUGAUGAAUAUGUAUGCAAGAGUAUCAACAAUAACCGAGAACGUUUUAGCCGCGGUCAACACAGGAAAGUGGACGUUUAUAUGGUUGUUCCGAACGAAAAAUAUCAAAAAACCGUAGCUGGCCAUUUUCGAUUGGAUGUCCACCCCAAUAUCAAUCAGAUAGAGCAAGUACUGAUUGGUGAAACCAGAAGUUAUAUCAUCUUCUCACGCUCCUAUGGGGAUUUGCAUUCAUACGUACGCAACAAACGCCGCCUUCGAGAACAAGAAGCUUUACGACUUUUCCGCCAGGUGGUGCAGGCAGUUCAGGCCUGUCACGAGGCUGGUGUGAUUUUGCGAGAUCUCAAACUUCGAAAAUUUGUCUUUAAGGAUCCCGAAAGGACUCAACUAAAGUUGGAGACUUUAGACGAUGCUGUCGUCCUUAACGAGGGUUCGAAUGAUCAUCUAAGCGACAAGCAUGGUUGCCCGGCCUACGUAAGUCCAGAAAUUCUAACUACUAGUGGGAGUUACUCGGGUAGGGCUGCUGACUGCUGGAGCCUGGGUGUAAUAUUGUACACCCUGCUUGUCGGCCGAUAUCCCUUUCACGAUACCGAUCACAACGCACUCUUUGGGAAGAUUUGUCGAGGCAAGUUUAGUAUCCCCGACACCAUGUCAUCUCGAGCUAAAUGUCUUAUCCGUAGUCUGCUGAGAAAAGACCCGACAGAACGACUUGCAAUCGAUGACGUUCUACAGCAUCCGUGGUUCUCAUUAGUGUCGCGAGAAGGGGCUAGCUGUCUAGAUUCUCAACUUCACACACACAACGGUGAUGAUUCCAAGGCACUGGAUCAAACCGUUCCCGACUUAGCUGUUCCAGAAGGAAGUAUUUCAUCAUUUAUAUAAUGCUGUUUUUAUAACAUUAGCAUUACUGCUUUUAACCUUCUUUAGACACCGUUUUUUCGCGUUCUCCACUUCCUUUAUUAUGGCCCACUUCUAAUCUUACACCACCCUGAUAAGGUUUUUAAUCUUACUUGUAGAUGAUCAUUUUGUAAGUUUCCAAGUGUAACAAAUUUUAUUCUUAAUUCCUAUAGUUCGAACUGGUUCUUAUCAUUAUAAAUAUUGAAACUUUCGUCCUCUUUUCAAACACAAAAAAAAAGGAUGAAAAAGCUCUGGUAAAUCCCACAAUAUUGCAUUUUCUAAAAAUAGCGUCAUAAAAUCUCAGAAAUAACGAAAAGCUUAAUUCAUUAUCAGAAAUGAGUAUAUAGUAAUUUUAUCACAAAUAUUUGCAAAUAUAUCUUCAUUAUAUUAAAUUGAAUGACAUUUUCUGUAUAACUAGAUCUUAAUCACGUCCGCCUUUGAAUGAAUUUACUUGGUACACCCUCAAACAAUAUUCACUGAUUUGAUUCUUAAAGUAUCCACAAUACGAUCGGGAUUGUAUGAAAAGAACGGAAUUGUGUAUUUUCUCUCUUUCCUCCCAGCUAUACUGAGCUAUUUUAUGGUCUUGUACUGUUUUCAGCGAAGGACGUUAUUACGUGUAUUUGGACAUGGAUAUGUACAGAACGAAAUAUAAAUGGUGAAGUACAGCAUAAAAUAAAAAUCCACCGGUUUUAUUGAUCUCUGAUAAUUAAUUUGGUGUGUUAAUUUAAAAUUGAUCAGUAAUGAUAUUGUUUAGUAGGUCGUUACUAACAGAUAUUUCUUCAAAUAGAAGUCAGUACUAACCAGUAAGAACAAUUUAAUUUUUUUUCCCAAUAAUUCAAUUGGUAACUUGUUUUUGGUAACUUCACUGCCAAUUCCUUUUUAUAGUACAUUUAAAGUAUCAAACAGAAAACACAUACGCCUAUUAAAAGUUAAUUUUCUCCAUACUGGUAGUUUUUGUUGUUGUUUUUUUUGCUGCCCCUGACGUAACGUGCAAGUUACUAAUUCAUAAUUGUGUUUGGGUUUCAGUUCUAUCUACAGUGCUUUUAAUAGCUACCCAAUCGUAAAAUGUCUAUUGUAUUUCUCGUUGUUUACGUUAGGGUGUGUUUUUGUUUGCAACGCAUGUAAAGAAAACCUAGGUGUUCCAUGUUAUUGUAACGUCACUGACGUUCAGAAAAAAUUACCAGUAUUUCUUUAAUUUAUAAAUACUAUCAAUUUAUCAGUCACAUCAAUCACCCUAAGAUAACAGAAACAUUAUGGUGGGUUUAAAAGCUUAAUUUUGUUUUUAAAACUGAUUUUUUUUCUGCUUCAAUCAAUGAAUUUCCUAUUAGGACUAGCCAAGUAGGCGGGAAAAUAUACACAAGUACAAGCAGUGAUGUGGAAAAGAAAAAUAACGAAAACUUAAUACGAAGGCAUCGAAACCGAGAGAAUUCUGUCAGUUGCUAUAAAGUACAUGACAGUAAUAUCUUAUCACGAUUAUAAUUAAACACCUUGUAUAUGUAGUUCAUAAUAAAGGUUGACACUAAACGACGUCGAGUUAUAUGAGAGGGAUAGUUGUUCAUGUACAUGUUGUAAUUUAUUUAUGGUGUUUUAGGGUUAAACAUAGAAGUAAAUGUUACGUAGUUUAUAGGGUAACCCCCUGUUGUGAAAAUCGAAGCUGUUUUCGUUUAAUUUUAUUGUUAAAAUAUUUAAUAUAGCUUAUAUUCGUAAAGAUAAUUUAAAUAGUCCUAAACUUUUUUGCCUGUUAUAAAUUUUUUUUUAUGUCAAGUUCGUUUUUGUCACUUAACAAUAAAAAGUUAGUGUAUCCCUGCUCUUUUGAAAAUAUGUAUGUGUAUGAUAUGCAGUGUGGGAAAGUGAUGAAAAUCUAGGAGAGAAAGCAGAUUCUUUUGGACACGUGAAGUUUAUGUACAACAUCGGCAAAUAAAAUAAAACUACAUAGUGUACA